Messenger RNA from Eimeria tenella, 765 nucleotides. Its product is annotated as SAG family member. The transcript has 4 exons. Lineage: Eukaryota; Apicomplexa; Conoidasida; Eucoccidiorida; Eimeriidae. The record is from RefSeq and is a predicted model, not a curated record. Bases 1 to 765 code for a protein of 254 amino acids.
AUGCUCCGAAGGAUCACUGCUCUUCUGAGCACAUCGCUGCUUAUGCUGAGCGCCUUAAAGCCAGAAGGCUCACAGGAAGCCACACCACCAACGGUCAAAUAUACCGCAAAGCUUGAAGACGGCGUCCAGUGUCUUGACGAGAUCAACACUCCACGAGAGGCAGCCGGGUUGUCCAACUUCAAACAGGCCACCCAAAGAGCAGCACGAAUGACCAUGGUUAUCCCUGGCGGCAAAUUUCUCUCCCUUGCUCCUUCCACUCAAAGACAAGACGCAAAGAUUCAAGUGGCCUCAGGGGUAGACAGUCCGUUUAAGGAUGGAACGUAUGCAUUCAAAUCUCUCACUGAUGCACAACCCAGCUGCAACGAAACGGUCGAUUACUGGAAGGCAGCGUUCAAAAACUUCACUAUACUUCCGCUGUCAAAAAGUCAAGCCAACGGCCUGUACGACAAACAAGGCAACGUUUCCUUCGUGGCUCUCUACAACCCCUCAUCCACUGCCACUGCAGACUACCGGGUUGUGACGUGCACUAAGAAAACAGGCACAGCAACAGAUGACCAUGCAGAAUCUGAAGCGGAGAAAACCCCGGAAUAUGGCUAUGCACUGAUUUGCAAGACAAUGCCUGCUGCUCUUGCAGAUGAAAAUUCCGCUCCAUUCACGCAACAGCAGUGGGACGGGAUCGUCUUCUCGCUCACAGGUUCUGCAUCUGUCGCAGUCCCAAAACUUGUGGGCAUUUUCAUCCUCGCCGUUGGCAUGGUGGCACUGUGA